Aplosporella prunicola CBS 121167 is the source of this 330-nucleotide messenger RNA. RefSeq lists its product as uncharacterized. The record is from RefSeq and is a predicted model, not a curated record. NCBI's taxonomy places the organism in Eukaryota, Fungi, Ascomycota, Dothideomycetes, Botryosphaeriales, Aplosporellaceae. Bases 1 to 330 code for a protein of 109 amino acids. The transcript is spliced from 2 exons.
AUGCAGUAUUGCAUGAACCCAGUCAUCUUCGAGUAUCCCAACAGGAGCUUCUACGGAGGCAAGCUCACCUCACACAACAAGGCUAACUUGCCAUUGGAUGCGAAGCUCGCCACAGCGAUGAAGGACCUUUUUGGCAUCGGAAAAAGUGCAACGGAUUCCGAAGCCCGCCUGCAGUACAUCGAGGUCAAGGACUCGGUUGUCCGCAAGUCAACACGCACACAUUCUAGAGCGAACCUGGAGCAUGUUGAGUGGAUCACCAUGGUCAUGGAGAAGCUCUGCCCGGUCUUCAAGGAGGAAACCUUUAAGGACGUCUUUAUCAAAACGCCUUAA